AGGGAUGCUCUUAACUUCAAAUUCGUGAUGUAAAUGUUAUUGACACCAGUGAUAAAAUAAACAUUAAACAAAAGUUUUCCGCAAUCUUCUCGCAACAGCUGGGUAAGUAGUGUUGUUUCCGCAGCUUCGGUAGCUUCCUUCCGGUAGUAAGCCCACAAAAAGUGAAUCGAACUGCAUCACAAUGAACAACCCGGAAUCCGCUGCCGUUAACUCGCGCCGUACUGGCCAGUCCUGUCCGACACAUGCCACCAAACGGGGUGACCUGUACUGUCUGACGUGCGAGGUUGUCGUUUGCGCCGAAUGCCUCAUUGGAUCCCGUGAGCAUAGCCGCCAUUCCGUCGACACCGUGCGGGACACCUACGCCGGACGAUUUCAGGAAACCCGCGCCAAACUGGAUUCGCUCAACUCGCACAUCAAGUCCCUCCGUCGCGAAGCGGAAAAAUGUCUGGUGGUGUUGGAAACCGUUCGGCGGAACGAAGCGUCCAUGCUGGACCGGUUGGACCGUCUGAUGGCAGAGGCCAAGGCUCAAGUUGUGGGCGCAUCCAAGAAGUACGCCGAGCAGUUGGAGCCGCUACUUUUGACCACUCGUCUCAAAAGCCACAACCGGGAUCGAAUUGUGAACAAAAUCGACGGCCUUAGCGAAGGACAAUUUCUGGCACAGCAAGCGGAAAUCAACAGGCAAUGCGAUGGCCUUAUGAGCAAUUCGAUGUACAGCAUUCCGGAACAAGGAGACGGAAGCGACGGUAUUGAAUGCUCACUGCUACCUAAGAUCGAAACGCUUCACCACGAUUUGGCCUUGGACGGCCGACGUUUUAUUCCACUGUCCUACAUCGACCGUUAUGCCGUCAAGUGGAAUUUACAUCUCGAACGGACGGACAAGCUCCUGCUGCAUCUGGACACGAAAGAAAUGAUAGACUUGCGGGGCAAUUUUCUGUUUGUGCUGGAAAUUCUAGACAGACUACCAUUGAAGAAAACGCGGAUCGUCGUGUCCAUCGAGCUGCCGGCGGACGUGUCGCACCAGAUCACCAGAGUACUGAGCAACGAUUUUUCCCAGUUGCAAAACGAGAAAUUUCACACCAAAGAUGGCCUGGUGCGGAUCAAGUACGGCAUCGGACCCGAGGAUCCGAUAACGGAAAGGAACUGUUACGAAUUCACUCUGCAGAAAUACCGGAACAAGCUUAGAUCCGUCAGGGAUGAGAUGAUCGAAUGGAAGAAGUACAACAUUGGUCAUUUGAUUAUGGUGGUGUGUCCUUCGAGCGGUUCCAAGCUAACAGCACUUCAGCAGUCGCCUGCCAUGAUAGAUGCGAACGGAGUUCGUUGGCAGUUGAAGGUCUCGAUUAACGGAAAGGGAACCAAGGGCUUUGUGGGCGCCUUUCUGACCAAGUGUACGCCGCAGUGCGGAGGAUGGUACGACUUCUUCAUCGAGUUGGUACACCCGCGGUCCGAGCGGCAGAACCGGGUCUUCAAGGGGUGCCACCAGUUCGAGAAACAAGAAACGGUAAAACUGCAACAGUUCAUGGCUGUGGUUUUCUUAGAUAAAUUUCAGGACAAUGGCACGUUGCACUUCCGGUUCGGGAUAAAAAUGGAGGAUUAGCACACUGAUGUAAGGUAAGAUCAAUAUGAUAUGAUAUAUUUCAUAUAAU
This is a messenger RNA of Aedes albopictus (Asian tiger mosquito), 1643 nucleotides long. RefSeq lists its product as uncharacterized. Gene Ontology annotation, molecular function: tumor necrosis factor receptor binding; ubiquitin protein ligase binding; zinc ion binding. Bases 182 to 1594 code for a protein of 470 amino acids. The record is from RefSeq and is a predicted model, not a curated record. The transcript has 2 exons. Gene Ontology annotation, cellular component: peroxisome; aggresome. NCBI's taxonomy places the organism in Eukaryota, Metazoa, Arthropoda, Insecta, Diptera, Culicidae. Gene Ontology annotation, biological process: negative regulation of centriole replication; protein autoubiquitination.